Messenger RNA from Chondrus crispus (carragheen), 1227 nucleotides. RefSeq lists its product as hypothetical. Bases 1 to 1227 code for a protein of 408 amino acids. Lineage: Eukaryota; Rhodophyta; Florideophyceae; Gigartinales; Gigartinaceae. The record is from RefSeq and is a predicted model, not a curated record. The transcript has a single exon.
AUGAAGAUUUCUCUCAGCGUAUGUAUCAUGUUGGCCCUUGCUUGCAAAGUCGGAAGGUCGCUGGAGUGUCACAAACGGCUUGACGGCUCAUUCGAGUUUCGCGAAAAUGAUGAAGCCGUAGUGCCGAAACCAUUCGAUUGCCUGUCGGUAAUGAAGUCGGUUCCAUCGUCUGUACUGGCCACGUACAUGUCUACAGAUAGCGACGGAAGAAACAUAUGUCAAAUAAAAGACGAUGGGAUACCGAAGGAGAAGAAAAUAUAUAGCCCAUCCGAAGUGGAAACAGGGCAACUCUGCCAGUACAAGUGCAAGGACGCAACCGGUCUCUACCGAUGCGAAGUUCCCUCGAAGCCAACUGAUAACGCUUGCACAUGUGUACCUCGUCAACAUAGCGUGAUCAUUCAAGCCAUCGUCGGGACAGAGCUUGGAGGCCAAAAUGAAGAAAUUGAAGAAGAGAAGAGUUGCGCUGGGAAACCAGAAGGAUAUCAAUUCCCAGACCCGGUCCCGUGCAUCUCAUUGCGGGCGGAGGUGACAAAACGUCGUGUUGACUUCAUUGAUCAGGAACAGGGAUUAUGCAAGGUCGAAACGCGCCCUAAACCGGAAACUCGCUACAUCCAAGCCUCUCCAGAUGAUUUGAACUUGCAAGGUUGUUUCAAUGUCUGCAAAAGGGCAGGACCGAGAUGUAUCUCUGAGGAAGUCGACGGAAGAUGUGAUUGUGCGUCUCCGGGUCUCGCAGCUAGACUAGUUUCUAUGACCGACAUGUCGGUGCGCGAUGUUAUUAAUCAGAAAAAUUGUGCUUCAGAUGGAUGUGGACCUUGUGGAGUAUGUAACAAGGAAACGAAGGAAUGUAUGCCUCGAUCGCUCUCUGGCGAGGGCGACUUCUGUCCAUGUGGGGAAAUUUGCCCUGAGAAAGAGGAGCGCCACCCUGAUCACCGUGGUGGAAAACUGCUGUGUGUACCCAAUGCAGGUCUUGAAUGCAUGAGAAAAACUGGAUUGUUUGACAGGUUGUUCAAUCAACCGGAACCUGGGACUAAGAAACCGGAUUUAUGCACACCUGGCAAAUCAGAUAGAGCAGACACCUGUUCCUGUGCUCGUGGAUACCAUGCUAUCCCAGGACCUUUUUCAGCGGUGUAUUGCACAAACAAGGUGCUCGCAAACAAGGCUGGAGAUGAACCAGGGACAACUGCUGAACCCGUUCUGGAGCAGCUGGAUGCCCACGACCUCAUGUAA